This is a messenger RNA of Suillus plorans, 498 nucleotides long. RefSeq lists its product as uncharacterized. The record is from RefSeq and is a predicted model, not a curated record. NCBI's taxonomy places the organism in Eukaryota, Fungi, Basidiomycota, Agaricomycetes, Boletales, Suillaceae. The transcript has a single exon. The annotation marks the transcript as partial.
AUGCCAGUCAUCCUACGCUCGAGAAAUUUGUGCACGGAUCUAGGAGUUGCCAAUGGCACACAGGGGAUCGUCCAGCGCAUCUACACCACCAUCUGCGACUCCGGUUUCACUUACUGCACUUGUGCGCUUGUAGAAUUUCCCACAAGCCGGGUCGCAAUCCCAGGUCUGCCCGCAGGCGUUUUCCCUGUCACCCCAAUCUCGUGGGCGUUCACGACUUUGCCCCCCGGCUCUUUUGAUCCAUCAACCAAGGUCAGGGUCACCUGUAGUCAGUUGCCUAUCCAGCCAUCAUUUGCGGUCACUGGUCAUUCGGCUCAAGGCAAGACCCUACCGAGUGUGAUUGUAGACUUACAUGAAGGGGGUUUUGGUGCAUAUGUCGCUGCAUCCCGAGCACGAUCUAGAGAAGGUCUGUGCAUCACGCAGGCUGUUACGAUUGACCAGUUGAACAGGCCACUGCCAUAUGAUUUAUUGCAGGAAAUGAAGCGCUUGGGUGAUUUAGAA